Mesocricetus auratus (golden hamster) is the source of this 13966-nucleotide messenger RNA. It is a transcript of the gene Gabrb1, whose product is annotated as gamma-aminobutyric acid type A receptor subunit beta1. The transcript is spliced from 9 exons. The record is from RefSeq and is a predicted model, not a curated record. The coding region runs from base 429 to 1853 and encodes 474 amino acids. Gene Ontology annotation, molecular function: GABA-A receptor activity; neurotransmitter receptor activity; extracellular ligand-gated monoatomic ion channel activity. NCBI's taxonomy places the organism in Eukaryota, Metazoa, Chordata, Mammalia, Rodentia, Cricetidae. Gene Ontology annotation, cellular component: synapse; GABA-A receptor complex; neuron projection. Gene Ontology annotation, biological process: chemical synaptic transmission; monoatomic ion transmembrane transport; signal transduction.
UUAUCAACAAAAGAUGCCAAUCAGACAGCCUUAGCCGCAUCAUUGAAAGCCCAGCUAAAAAAACAAAAACAAAAACAAAAACGAAAAGAAAAAAAAAAAAAAACAGGUUUAGGAUACAAGGGAGAGCAACGGAGCAAACCACAGCGCAGAAAAACUGGGCGCACACAGGCACGUAGCUCCCCUGCAUGGAGACAGCAGGUUGUAGCCGACUACCCGGAGAACGCGGAGCACCCCAGACAGGAACUUUAAACGGAUUGAAAUCUGUUGCCUGUUCACUAGGAAUAUUGUUUGCAAGGCACAAGGUGUCUUUUGGUAGUGAGUGCCCUCUGCGCAUGCGCAGGUCCAUUCGGGAAUCACUGCCCAGCCGCCGACUAAGUUGCAUUCCUUGAAUCUUCGCAGAAAAGACAAUUCCCUCAUCAGAGUUAGUAAUGUGGACAGUACAAAAUCGAGAGAGUUUGGGGCUUCUUUCUUUUCCUGUGAUGGUUGCCAUGGUUUGUUGUGCACACAGCUCCAAUGAACCCAGCAACAUGUCAUACGUGAAAGAGACGGUGGACCGACUGCUCAAGGGAUAUGACAUUCGCUUGAGGCCGGACUUUGGAGGGCCCCCGGUGGACGUCGGGAUGCGGAUAGAUGUCGCCAGCAUAGACAUGGUCUCGGAAGUGAACAUGGAUUAUACACUCACCAUGUAUUUCCAGCAGUCUUGGAAGGACAAGAGGCUUUCAUACUCUGGAAUCCCAUUAAACCUGACCCUUGACAACAGGGUAGCUGACCAACUCUGGGUACCAGACACCUACUUUCUCAAUGACAAGAAAUCAUUUGUGCAUGGGGUCACAGUGAAAAACCGAAUGAUAAGGCUGCAUCCUGAUGGAACUGUCCUCUAUGGACUACGGAUCACAACCACCGCAGCAUGCAUGAUGGAUCUUCGAAGGUACCCUCUGGAUGAACAAAACUGCACCCUGGAGAUUGAAAGUUAUGGCUAUACCACUGACGACAUCGAGUUUUACUGGAAUGGAGGAGAGGGAGCAGUAACUGGGGUCAAUAAAAUCGAGCUUCCUCAGUUUUCAAUUGUUGACUACAAGAUGGUGUCCAAGAAGGUGGAAUUCACAACAGGGGCAUAUCCACGUCUAUCACUAAGUUUUCGUCUAAAGAGAAACAUCGGCUACUUCAUUUUGCAAACCUACAUGCCUUCCACGCUGAUUACAAUUCUGUCCUGGGUGUCAUUUUGGAUCAACUAUGAUGCAUCUGCAGCCAGAGUCGCACUAGGAAUUACCACGGUGCUGACCAUGACAACCAUUAGCACUCAUCUCAGGGAGACUCUGCCAAAGAUUCCUUACGUCAAAGCGAUUGACAUCUAUCUGAUGGGCUGCUUUGUGUUUGUGUUCCUGGCUCUGCUGGAAUAUGCUUUUGUAAAUUACAUUUUCUUUGGAAAAGGCCCUCAGAAGAAGGGAGCAAGCAAACAAGACCAGAGUGCCAAUGAAAAGAAUAAGCUGGAGAUGAACAAAGUCCAGGUCGACGCCCAUGGCAAUAUUCUCCUCAGCACCCUGGAAAUCAGGAAUGAGACCAGUGGCUCCGAGGUGCUCACGGGUGUGAGUGACCCCAAGGCCACCAUGUACUCGUAUGACAGUGCCAGCAUCCAGUACCGCAAGCCGCUGAGCAGCCGCGAGGGCUUCGGGCGCGGGCUGGACAGGCACGGGGUGCCAGGCAAGGGGCGGAUCCGCAGGCGUGCCUCGCAACUCAAAGUGAAGAUCCCUGACUUAACUGACGUGAACUCCAUAGACAAGUGGUCCCGAAUGUUUUUCCCCAUCACCUUUUCUCUUUUUAAUGUCGUUUAUUGGCUUUAUUAUGUCCACUAAGGUCAGUCUCAUGGUUCGGUUUAGACUAUCUUCCUUGGCUUGUUUUCUAACCCCACAGGUUCCCAACAGCAAUUACUGCUGUGGUUUUUGAGGUAAGAGAUUCAGCCAUCCAACUGGUUUUCAGUCUUGCGUGUCAGUUUUUAUUAUCACACCAUGUUUACUUCAACAACAACAACAACACAAAGGUGUUUUUUUCUCCUGUCUACUGUGGUCCAGGUUACUAGCUCUGUAAGAGUUCCAUCAAUUGCUUUGUUUACAAAGGGAGAAGCAGAUGGGUGGUAGCUAUUGCUGGCCAUAUUUCCUAGUUGCCCUGGAUCUUACUGAAUAAUUUGAAAAUGAAAAUGUACAGUGGACCUUGCUGUCCACCUGCACUGUGUUCUCUGAGUAAACUGUAAUCAUCUCAUUCUGCCAAAAAAAAAUUUUAAAUGACAAGAAAAAAAAUAACUUCAGCAUCUCAGAAGAAUAAAGCCAUUGACAAAUCACAGGUUUCCAGGAAGCAGGAUAUAACACUAACAGUUCCCCGCCACUCUGAAGUUCUCCCUAGUCCCUUCUAGAAAGGCUUCUCAGCUCUGUAGAAGAGGGACAUCAAAGCUAGCAUUAGUCACCUUUUUUUUUUAACCAAACCCACCGUACUGUGUCCAUCUAACAAUGGCCAUGGAGAUCCCUAACGAUACUUUUUUCCCCAAACUGCUUGAAUGUUCAAGUUAGUGCUAGAAUCCAGCCUGAUCUAACUGGUAGUCACUGAGAAUGUUUUUCUUUCCUGCUCAAGAAUAAAGAGUUUGGGGGACAAUCAAUAUUUUUCUUACUGACAGUCCUUCAUUAACCUUAGAAUGUCUUGAUGCCAUGAACCAUGUGGUCUUAUUUCCACAGCUCCUGCUCCAAAAAGUAGAGAAAGGAUAUGAGGGGUCCAGGUGGUUUGGGAUUUUAAGGAGGUGGAGACCAAUUUUUUUACUUGAGGAAAAAAAUUGCUAUUUCUCUGAGAAAAGCAAGGCUUGCGUAUUGCAAAAAGGAUGCCUGGCCAGUUAUCUGCACUGCCGAGUCUUAAGUCAUGUUGUAUGAAUUGCUUAGCCUUCUUAAGGGAAACAUGCAUCGAAUGGUGACAACAAACACAUCACACAGGACUCUACUGGAACAAUUUGAUUCCGUUCGCUGAGCUCUGCAUUUCAAACUACAACAUGGAUGGCCCAGGAAAUGCCCAUCCACAUGUCAUUGUCUUCCUCCAAAGCCAGAUUUCCAGUUUAAAACAACCUUUAAAGUAGCAAAACUCUCAGAAAGAGGAGAAACUCAUAAUGACAAAACACUGAGUCUUUGUCCAUGCACACCAGCCACUGAAGUGUGGACUCUGCCUGUCUACACUCAUUAAUCACUGUCAUUAUUUCACGGCCACGUCUGUGCUUAUAGAUUAUUCUGGGUCGUGGUUUUCAUGACUUUCAGUAAAGCAACACAAUUCCAAAUAUGCACAACAAGCUACUGUUGAGUUCUUUCCAUUUUAUGUCAUUAAAAUCCUGUUUUCUUUCAGACUGAGUUUGUAAAAUUAUACAUGUUUAUUUGCAGGGUUGAGUGAGACCACAAAUUGGCUAACCUUGGAUGGAGGCCAUGACCCAUGCAUGUGAUAAGGAGUGGCAGGACUAAUCAGGACAACUGCCUCACUUGAUAGUCUGACUCUCCUCUUGGAAGAGAAUCAAUGUGUAGAGCAGUGGGAGCAGCUAAAAUUAUUGUCACAGUUGGAAAGGGAAGCUGGAAUUCCUAUGAAUGAGUUCAACAGGAGAACAUGAAAAAUACAUUUAGAAAACAAGAGGGAAAUACAAACCUUAAAUAAGUUAGUGUAGCUGGAUGUAAUAACAGACACUAGCGAAAACAUAAAAAUCCCACUACAUAUUAAAAAAAUAAACUAAUCGCAGCAAUUUCUUGAAGAGUGCUGGAAUUUUGAGGACGAAUUCUCACUUAGGUAUCCAAGAAAUGUAAACAUGGUUCCCAGGUUGAGCUAUCCUUAAACUGUGGUCACUGGGUCAUCCGUGUAAAGUCCUGCUCAGCUCCCUGCAGGCUGAGAUGCCUUGCCAUGUACAAUGCCAGGACAGAAUAGAAUGUAGCUCUGUCUGUAAUGGGAGGUUCCUAUUGCCUAUGAAUACCCAGGAGCCACCAUGCAGUCAUUCAUUUUAAACAUAGGAGGAGAAAUUAGAUGCCUGAUGCUGAACAGAAACUAUCAUUCUGAUGUCAAAGCCUUUUAAAAGGCUUUUAAGAAAGAAAUACUGAAUCAGAGAAGGUGUCUAUUAAGAUCUUCUCAUAAAAGAUUAUUUUUUCAGUACUAUAUUUUCCUUUUUAAAAUCUAAAGUGAUUUUGUUAUAGUUUUAGAUAGAAAGCAUUUUUGCAGAAAAAAAGAAACAUUUUUGAACCCCUACAUUAUAACCUUUUAAAAUGUAAAAUGAUUAGGCCUGAACUGCCCACUGGGAAUGAUAUGGUAUGGGGAUCACAGCCAUUAUGCAAAUCCGAUCAAAUGACUUUGAUAUCAGAGGCAAUGGAAGCCCAAAGCAUUGAAAAGCUGUCAGGCUUGUGGGUCAUGAUCUUUGUCCCAAACUUCUGAACACCUCCCAGACUAAUCCAUUCCUCUCUGCUCCCUUCCCAAGCCAAACAGUGACAAGGAAGCAUCUUCCUUCUCUGGCUUUCUCCCUCUUCUUGCCCUAAAUGUUGUAAAUAAAACAUAAAAGUCAUGAAACAUUCUUAAAUGUCCUCACACUGGCCCCCAUUCUUGAAAGAUUCAGAUUACGUUACACAAAGGUUAUUGUUUAACUAUUAUUGAGUUGAUUUCUUUUUGCCCUGAAAAUAGCCAUAAUCCCCCGCAUCAAGGAACAGAAACUGACAAUGGUUUAUGCCUCAUUUAUACCCAGAGAAGGCCAUGUUUCGCAGUUCAACUGUGGGACAGAUUCUGUGGAAGACUUACCCUGCUGUGGGAGAGUAGACAUCACACCUUCUACUUGACCGUGGUGACUACACACUCAUCCCUUCUUCUCAUAUUUUUCCUUGGCUUAAAGUAUCAGAUGUUCCUUCCAGUUAGCAUUUCUCUGAGGCAAAGACCCAGGUAAAGGCUUAUUUCUGCUUGAGUAAUCCAGGAUUAGUAUCCCCAUCUCCUCUGUUGCCAAAUAGAAACAGCAGCUGGCUGGCACAUCUGCUGAGGGAAUAAUCUGUGUUUGUGGACACGCCACCUUUAUUGUGCAUUACACUCAGUGAUGUAUCUUAAAAAUUAAAUGAAAAAAAUGUGGUGCAGAGAAAAAGAAUAGUGGCUUUAGGGUCCAAAAGGAUGGCUUUCUCUAAAAGCAAGUCAAGGGAAAUUGACAAAAUUCCAUUACCUUGUGUCAAUGACUAUUUUAUGAAUGUUUGUUUCGGAAGGUUUUAUUACAAUCUGCCAAGUUAAACAAAAAGGAUACAGGAUAAGCCUUCCAGAAGAAAAUGGUCUCCAAGAUUUCUCAUGUCAAAAAUUUUGGACAGUAUGUUGUCACAGGUGAUGCACCGCCAUUUGUUUGUUAAAGUAUCAUCAUGUAUCAUAGGAAGGGGUGAAAGGAGUGUGCGAGCAUUUGCUCAAGAUGGUUCACUCAGCAGUUUCUGGGAUGAGCAGAAGAGAAAAACAUAUAUCUGAAAGAAAACACAAGGGUACAUUUGUUAAUGGAAUGUAGACUACUGUGUAAACUUCAUUGUAAAUUCUGUACAUAGUUCACUGAACUGUUCCCUGUGGUGUAGUGAUCCUCAACUUUGGGUGGAUGUUUGAAAACCCUGAGCACUGUAAAUAAUGUAAGCUUAUGAAGCAUUUGCUUUUAUUCAUAAAGUGAAAUGAUUAGUGAUUUGGGCCCAAAUCAGAAUCUCUCCAGCUCUUGCUCUUUCAUGCAUACAGUUGUGUGACUCUGCUGUAAGCCAUAGCCAGGUGUCUGUGAUCACUGCCUCAUGCCUUUACCCACUAAAAGGGACAGCAGCUGCUUAGAAGGCUGCCAACCCGUGGGGCCAAAGAACAGAGCACCAGCAGAAACUGGAACGGGGCAAUCUGCUCCUUGAACAGUCAUGAAAAGUAGAUAAGUUGUUUUCAGUCACUGUGGCUAUUUGUAUCAUCAAAAACUGAAUUACUGAUGCUGCUUAAGGGGUCAGGGAUGGAAGGGAUGCUCAAAAUCCACAGGUAAUCCAAAGCUUUAUUUGCACCAAUAGCUUUAGCUUCUAACUUCUCCACUAUGUUUUCUAGAACUUCUAAAAAGACUUAAAAUGAAUAGAAUAGAUGGGUUUGACCAGGGUUAACAAUCAGUAUCCAAAGGAUAGGCAGGGGUACAAGGAGAGACGAUAAAUGUCUUUGAUAGCACUAGGUGGCAGACCCACACCUGAAAGGCACAGAGGGAACUGUCUUAAAAGUAGAGAAAAUCUUUGGUGUGAACUGAUCGAGAAGAGAAACAGUGAUUUAACUUGGGGAAGGGUGCGUAUGGUGUGAGGAACUUGAGUUUGAAGAACCUGGUAAUUAAAUGUUUCCAGAUAUUAUUUCCUCCAUGUUUUCAGAGUUCUUUCAAAAGUCUUCAGUAUGUAGGCUGUUAUGCCACAGAAUGUGUUUCCAUGCAAACUGGAAAUCCCAGAGAGGGUGAAGACACCAAAAGAAAUUCAAAAUAUCCAAGCACUUGAAGACAGAAAUUGGUUUCUUAGUGUUAGAGGGAAAGGUGUCCUCCCUGAAGGUAAGAUCCUUUGUGUCAUUUUACAUGUUAAGGGAGCAUACACAGGGAGCUAUUCUUCUGGGACAUUUUAAUUCCGAAAUGUGACCCACCACAAACUGGACACACAAAGCAAACGCUGUUGGAACUAAUCCACUCUGCCAGUUUUCAGGUUAGAACACAUUGUGGUUUUACCUUAGCUUUUCUUCAGAUAACACAUCAGCUGAAAUGAUUGAAAGUGUAAUUGUUGGGAGCUGCAGCAAGCAUUUGAUAGAAAAGUUCUUUUUAAUAAACGAAUUACAAAACAGAAAAUAUUAAAUGGCUAAAAGGGUAAGAAUGAGGGUUUUGUGUUUGUUUUGACAUCUCCCAUGGCAGGAAUUUCUCAUUAAAAUUGAAGCAGUCUAACGGGUUUUUAUCUAUUCAGAAGUCUUUGGCAUAUUACGGGACUUGUAUCAAGAACCAUUUUUGAUUGAUUCUCAAACCUCUUGUGUAUCAGUAAUCAAAAAAAAAAAGUCCAGUGGGAAUUCCAGGUGGGAAAUUGAUACUCCUGAACCAGUUGAAAAGGAAUUCCACUCUCCAGAGCAACACUCCCUGCAUAUUCUGUCCUGUGGACAAUCAAAACAAGUCAGUGCAUGCAAGAGAGGUCAAAUAACCUGGUUUAUUUGCCUUAGGGAUACAGGGUCACAGAUACAUUCAUUAAAAUAGUCUCCUUCCAAAGCCAAAGGAUGAGCAAGAGCAAUAUUGUUACCUGGCUCUUGCCUCUUCCCGUGCUUCUCCUUAAGGAGAAACAGGAAAGAGGAGACACUCCCAAAUAUAUUUUUAUAUGUCCAAGUAACGAAAAUAUUAUGUGUAUUUUGCAGUUUUGGAUUUUAUAAAAUAGAUGAACAGAUCUUCUGUCUUAUUCUUUCCCAACUACAUACCCAAAUGGAAUUGAUUCCUUUAUUUAUUUGUCCAUCUCAUUUCCAAAGCUCAUAUGCUAUCUUGCUCAUAUUUAGAUAGCAGCUUCAAUCUUUGGACUUAUAUUGUAUUUCUUCAUUAAAUUCACAAACAAAGAAUUAUAAUAGUUCUUCCCAAUUCCUACUCAUAACGCCUUUAAAAGGUCUUCAGAAGUAAAUCUUUUCAUCGUUGCCACCUCUGAAUGCCCCUGAAUUAUUUUUAUUUGUUUUUUAUGUAAAGAGUACACAUGUUUACAAACACCUUUUCUCUCCCAAUUUAUUUCAAAAUAUGGUAGAAAUGAAAGUAAUGAAGUUAGACCUAUGGAAGAUUAUGUUGUCUAUACUAGAGCUUAAAAUUAAGUCCAUUUUCUCAAUAUAAUUGUAACGUGGUAAAUCCAUGCUACAUUCGUCAAUGGCUAUGCAUACCCUUAGUCUUAACUACAUGGUAUUUAAAGUUUUACUACUGUUCCUCGCAGAAUGAGUUAUCAUGCAAGUAACAAUCAGUGGUUACAGAUAAUCUUUUAGGAUUUGGACCUAAUUCAUCAUUUCUGCUCCUUUAUCUCAGACUUAUAGUUCAUAUAUAUCACCUCACCUUCAUAUAUAUCACCUCUCCCUCAACCUUCUAUUAGAUUCCAUGCAGAGUUAGUAAUUGCAAAAAAAACUUUAUGCCCUGUUCAAAUUAUCAUCAGAGAAUUGUAUAAGAUACAUUCCUUCAAUAAAGUAUCUCCACAGACUUAGAUAACACAGUUCUCUAAACAUACAGCAAACAAUAUGCACUAUAAUAUUGGAAGGUUAACAGUAGUGGAGAGAGGGGGAGAUAUGGCUCCUCUCAGGUCUGUGGCUCUUGGCAUGCCAGCAGAUUACUUCAAGUUCUCUUCCGGAACCACAUUUCAAAGGUUAUUUUAGAAAGGCUCAUGUACAUAGGAGUUUAACCAGAUGGUGCCAGUGUACCAUGGUCCCUGUUGAUGAAGCCUCGCAAAUCUAUAAUAGUCUCUGUCACAUGCCUUUGAGAGUUAGCUACUCGGUGUUAAGGGAAUUGAAUACUGGCUCAUAUUUCUUCCAAAACUCAUCAAAUAGGUAGUUACACAGGCAGGUAGUAAAAUUAUCUUACUACUUUUAUAAUACUCUGUGCUACAAUCUUCCAUUUUAAAAAAGUAUCUUUAGGGACUCUCAGAUAACAUUCAUCCAUGUGAUCUGGUCUCCAUUUUUAGAUCUUUGGAAGAUACAGGUGUUCUUAAACCACCCUCUGUAACUCGGUCAAGAAAAAGCCAUAAAGCCUUCCCUUGUGGGUGGAAAAGCCAACUUCUAGCCAUUAUCUGAGACCAAGUGCAUUCUGUUGACAUCUCCAGUUUUGAACUUCACAUCUCUCUAAUGUCCCUAAAAUGAAACAAGCAAAUAUAUUUGAGCUUUCAAGCCAGAUGCAACUUCUCGUCUAGAUGAGAGAGAUUCUGGAUCUUUAGAAGCUAUUACCCAUCCUUCUUUCCCCUUUCCCCUUGGACCCUGCUAUACCACUUUGCCAGUCAAACUGGUCUGCUAUUUUAGAUACAGCCAUGGCCAAAAAUGAAAGUUUAUUAAAUUGUGAUUAGUUCUGUGGUUACUUUCUAGCUAAUGUACCCCUCCCCAUUCCAACCUCUGAUCAUGAUCACCAAAAUGAUUUCUGCAAGUAUUCUUAACUUUUAUUGAAUGUUUAUGCUUCUCCUGGAGCCUUCAAACUGUUCAAAAUUGUUAGGAUAAUCUUUUCCCAUCCAAUUGCAAGUGUCUAUGGAUCUGUCACACACAUCUUUGUUUUCAUAUGUGUUUUCUUCAAUGCCUUAUUUAUUGAAAGUUUUUAUCAUUUAUUAUAUUGAAUUUUCUAAAUAAAAUUCCUAGGAUAAUGCCUAGAAGUACCAUUUUCCUGCUAUAUGUCAGUCUUUGAAUGGAACACCUUUUUUGUUUUGCAAAAUUAGCAGAAUAUUCUGCUCCCAGCCUCGGGCAUCCUUCAAAGAUUCUUCCAACAUCCCCAUGUGCUGGUAGACUCCUGCUCCUCUUAAAGCAAUGAGGCUAUUGUUUUCUUUUCUGCCUUCCCAUGGUGUUUUUAACCUAUAGAUGGAGUCAUGCCUAACAAUAUCAUUUUUCAGAGAAAGGAAACAUUCCUGAGUAUUAAGUCCUAACUGAGGUGACAUUGCUAUUUACUAACAUAGGAUUAUCUGCUGAGAUCCAUUCAGGUGCAAGUGACAAAAGGUGCCUCUCAAAGGACCUUUCACUAUCAAACAGUCAUGUAACAGUAAUAUUAGAAGAGAUUGGUCUAUAUUUCUUAUUUCAAUAAUAUAAGACCCAAGACUCUUCUCUGAUUCUCUCAAUAUUAUCAGCACUAUGUGUGCAUGUAUGUAUGUAUGUAUGUAUGUAUGUAUGUAUGUAUGUAUGUAUUUAUGUAUGACCCAAGACCAUUCUCUGACUCUCUCAAUACUAUCAGUACUCAGUAUAGCUUCAACAGGGCUGCAUAGACCAGUUCCCAGACAUUAACACUAUGGGACAGAAAUGGGAUAAGUUUUGCCUUAGAUUACUUUUUAAAGGCAAAGAACUCUUUUCUCAUCUCAGUCCCAGAAAGCAUUCUUUUUUGUCCUCUUGGCCAACGUUAAGUUAGACAUCAUUCCGGAAUCAUUCACUGAAGAGUGUGGUUAUCAUGACUGGCUUAUAACAAAUACCCAGGGCUAUUGUGCAAUGUAAAAAUUAAUUAAUUAAUAACAAAAAGAAACUAAAAAUGGCCUUGGGUAAAUAUCCAAUAAUGACUAUCCCAUAUCAAAUUAAAUUAGAGAAAAUACUUCCCCACUAUAAUAUAGCAUUUUGCUCUAUACUCUGGCCCUAUGAAGUUAUGACAACACCAAUAUCACAACACAGGAGGCAAAAUAGCUUAAAUAACUCACCCAGAUCUGAUAGUUAUUGGUGACGUGGGUAUUCAUUCCCAGCUUUUCUUUCCUUGAAAGACAAAGUUUCUACCUCUCCCAUAAGAUCUAUGUUUGAUCCCUUUGAUCUGGACGAUACAGGCUGUUGGAGUAAUUCAAAGAUGUGUGGAAACUUGGAAGAAGACAGCUCUUCCACCAAAGAAUAAGAUACUACUAACCCAGCAGAUGCUGUCCAGUUUAUUUCUGUCCACUCUACCGUCUCUCCACUCCCCACACAAUAGCUUCUCAUUGUCCUAAGGGAAGGAUAAAGCAGAGCUUCCGCUGAGCUCCAUUCUUCAGGUUCAUAACAUUAUCGUUAAAGGAUCCACUUUGUCUGAAUUUGAAAGGCAAAUUAAGUGACUGCUUUAAAGGACAGAGUCUCACCACCCGCUUGUUCCAUCUGACCAGCCUUCACCACUUGUAUCCACUAUGCUCCUCAUGGCUCUCUUUAAUUAACACCUUUGAGAUUGAUCCAUAGAUCUCCACUACCCUUAACUCCAACAGCCAGGCAUCAUCCCCAAAUGCUCUUAUUGUUAUACUUCAAGUUUUCCAUCUUAAGGUCAGUGUCAGCAUGCUCUUCCUUGCUCCACCCCAGUGGUAACUUGCAGAACAAGCCACCAACACCCAAAAUAUCCAUCCAAGUAUCCAGCCUCUUUCUUCACCUACUGGUACUCCUUCAAUUCUUGUAGCAACUCUGUCCAAUGAAAUUGGAUAUCUUGUGUGUUUCCAGUACUCUUGUAAAUAUUCUGCCUCUCUAAUGGUCUCUAAGGGGGCAAAAAGUCCUUAAGAGUAAACACCCCACUUUCUAAGUCCUUUGUAGAAUCUCAUGCACAAAAUAUCCAAAUAAAUUUUAAAAAAUAAAAUCACACAGGUGAGCCCUGGCUGACCCCAUACGGAGUGGCCACUAGGGUUUUUUCCCACUGAUUGAGUAGGCACACACAAUCUUCCUAAUACCUCCGUUGUACACAAGCUCUAGGAGAACUGAAUUUUCCAUCCUAAUUACUUCUGCUUUCCUUUAUUAUCAAAAAAGGAACAUUUUCUUCCAUACUUUCAUUUCUACUCCUGCUAAGCUAUGCCUACCUUAUGAUUAAAAGUCUUUUGAAUGUAUGUUCUAUGAGGUGUUUGAAGUUGGAAUGGCAUUACAUUGUCAGUGGAACAUUUUGAUGUGAAUUCUAAGAGAAUAGUCAUGGAGGAUGAUGUACAGCAAGGUCGACUUCUUCUAAGAUAUACAUAGAUGAGUUGGCACUACCUAGGAAGGAGGGACGGCUCUUAACACUCACCACUGCUUCUCAAUUAUUAAGAAGCAGGGAAUGUGAACUAUCUUUUGUAAACCUUUCAAUCGCUGACAUUCCUGUUGUGUAUUUAGAUGCUUUCAUGAAAGAAACACAGACUUUGCACACCUUACCUCCCAGGGACCACCAGCCACCCCAGUUUUACUAGGUAGUAUAUUUUUCUACAUAUAUUCUCCCCCAAUACAUUGGGUUUCAGUGUGUUUGACUUUUCUUUUAUAUCAAUGCAUUAUUGUCUGAUUUCUUUACCUUUAAAAUGAAAUAUUCACUGGAAAAAGCUUGAAAUGUGUUUUGCAGGAGUGCCCCUGUGAUAUUUUUAAGAAAGCCUCCCCCAGGAUCAUUCUAACUCACUGUAGUAAGAGUUAUGUAUCCAAAUAACCUUUUAUAUUCAGAACAUCCACUAUUUUUCUAAUGAGGGAAUGCUUAUGAUUUUAUACACAUGUAUUUACUCACUGUUGCUCAAUCCCCAGUUUUAAAAUAAGCCAAUGAUUUUCUUGAUUAGAAAAAAAAAAAGACCAUGUGGCACUUUUAAAAGGUCAAGAUUGCCUGAGGUUUUUGGAAAUUCCCAUUGAUGUAGAUGCUUACAAGUUCCAAAGAUGCUUACAUUUUUAAAACAAGCUUUUGGUUUUCAUCACCAGGCAGCAUUUUGUGCCAUUGUGAUGGACAUAUGAUGGCUGAUAUAAUGUUGGUAUACUAUGUAGAAGGUUAAGAUAAACUGGAGUUUACAAUGCUGCAUAAACACAAAUCAGACUUUUCUAGAGAAAAGCACCUGGAUUGAAGAUGCCUCUCUCGAGAUACUUCUCGUGGCUGCCCAUCACCUCUGGAAAAUUCUUUCACCCCCUUGAGUUUAACAAGGGGUUAAAUCUAUGGUAAAGGCCUUCCACUUCUACAAGGGUGGGGGCUGGGAAAUCAAGUCUCAUUAGGCUAGAGAAUACGAAAUCACGAAAUGACGAUGCUGUCGGCAGUGAUUCAAACACCUCUUUGGCAACUACUUCACUGGAAACUUGACUGAAUCCAAACUGUAUCCAAACCUGCCAAACAAGUGUCUGCUACUUUAAUUCAUAGCAUCCUGUGUUAAAUAGCUGUGGCUUUCAAAGCAGGUGCUACCUACAAGCAGAAAGAAACACACACCUUCUGUUGCCUCUCAGCUAAGCUCACCAAACAUGUCAGAGGACUUUAAGUGGUUGGUUCUUUUCCUUGUGACUUUUGAAUCUCCACUAACUAACCAAUUUUGCGAUCUACCCUCCCAAAUAUGAUUUAGCAAACUCGGUAUUCUGAUUGACAUUACACAGUUCUUAUAAAUAAAAUAAUUCCUUUCUGGUUUUCAGAACGCAAACUUCUUGCCUCACAAAGAAACAAAUCUUUUACUUUUUGACAAAGCCUUUUCUUCCUAACAUAAGCAAGUAAUACUCUUUGUAUACCUAUCAGACCACUAGAAAAGUUGAAUAGCAAGAAACAGUAUUUCUGAAAACCUGUAGAAAUUUUUUAAUGAAAUGGCGCAGGAUUGAACAGGUGCCAAGAAAGGAAAAGAUGGACUCCUUACUUUUAUAACUCAAGAUUUCUAUUUUGUAUCAAUAUAUGCUGCAUUUUCUGACUGAAGUUGUUGUCUGUCUAAUAGGAUUUGUGAUCUGUCGCUUUUUACAUUUGAAAUCAAAUUUCAUACAGUAAGCUUGUUUGUCCCUUUUUGUUUGGGAUUUGAUUAGAAUAUUUUGUUUUAUUAAUUUCUUUUUAUGUGCUAAAAAGCAAGUGACUUAUGCCUUCAUUAUCUUAAACGCUAUCUGUGGAAAAAAUCCAUGAAGCCUGUAGACUGUGAUUAAUACAAAUAAAAGGUAGAUCCCCCUGUAAACAGUGAAUCUGUGAAUAAGGACUUGUUCAGUGGCCUCUGACUCCUGCCCCUUUGUCCCUUCAUGGCCUUCUUUCUAUUCUGAGUCAUCCAUCAAGUGAUUGUGUAUUCCUGUAAGAUACAAAAUCAAAUUACAUGCUAUCAGGUAUGGACACAACGAGACGCUUGCGCUCUCGAUUUCAGGACUCCCAGCCACCCUCACAGUCACGGGACUGUCCUCCACUCAGCAUUUUUGUUAACAGUGUGGCUUUGCUAUAAAACACGCCAUUGUUUGCUUUGGUAUACAAGAUUUUAACUGUUGCAGCAAAUGAAAGACAGGUCGCAAGUCUGAAAGGCUGGUGUCAGAGACCAUCGGCUCCGAUUGUAACUGUGAAGCUUCUGAAAUGGAAUUUAUUGCUGUAAAUAUGUACAAUUUACGUUGGCUUAUUUCAAUAAAAAAUUUUAAAAAUCAA